AUUAUAAUGGAAUGUGCAACUGGCCGCUGAUAAUGGUUUUAAUACUAGCCUUUAUGUAGUAAAAUUAUUUACUGUUAUUUACCAUUACAAUCAAUCGGAGGCAAAAUAAAUGUAUGUUAACUAAGUAACUGGUUUUCUACCACCAGGAGAGAGCAAGACAAGAGGAAUUGGAUCAAAUAAAGAAAGCUCAAAUCGCCACCGAAGAGUACCAACGAGAAAUCACCAGGAUGAUGUCCCGCCCGUUCUUUAGUGACGAAGUACAUCCAUUUAUGAAACAAAUGGCGAAAGGCUUGAAGACACCUGAAAAAUGUCCGUGCUCCAAGCCAGACUAUUGCAAAUGAACACAUAUUUAAUUUUAUGUGUUAGAGAUGAUAUUUGAAUAAAUUAGUUUGAACGUUUAU
Molecule: messenger RNA, 401 nt
Organism: Diatraea saccharalis (sugarcane borer)
Lineage: Eukaryota; Metazoa; Arthropoda; Insecta; Lepidoptera; Crambidae
Source: the annotation of a GenBank genome assembly